GAGUUUUGACCCCAGAAGAGAGUGUAAUCUGCGGAAGUAUUCGUAUCUCCUCCCCGCAGAUGUUGUUGGGAUCAAAAGUAAUUUUACCACAGAUAAAAUUGAUUUUCAUAUCUCGGAUUUCAAUGAGAUAUUGAACACUUUUGAGGGAGAUCAUCCUUUUCAUAAUUAUACAAUGAGAUCGAAGUAUAGGAAGCAGUUUCCUGCAAAGAAAUCAUACAAGAAUGGCUGUGCAUUGAGAAGACAGAGAUCAUCUGAAGAGGAAUCAGAGUUUGAGUCCGGGGCAAGUGAUGGUGAAGAAAAUUUUGAAUUGAAUGGUCUAAGUACCUCAAAUUAUGAGGGACUGGACCAAAAUUUUUCAGCGUCCAAUAUUUCUCAUAAGAAUGUAGUUGAUGGUCACGAGAAGCAUGGAGAUGUCCAAAAUUCCAGUUUACCUGUUCUUGCAAGAUGGCUAUAUGAACCUGAUGAGACCGAUAGAAUAGGUGCUUCGCAUUUUAGAAAGAUUUUUCGUUGUUCUUGUGCAAAGCUAGAGAAGUCUCUUGGAUAUAAUUAUGUUGAGAUCUCCAUAUGGGGGGAGUCUUUCAUGCUACAUCAGAUUCGCAAAAUGGUUGGAACCGCUGUGGCAGUAAAGCGGAAUUUACUUCCGAGAGAUAUUUUAACAUUGUCAAUGUCUAAGUUCUCACGAAUUGUCCUGCCACUUGCUCCAUCAGAAGUUCUUAUCUUAAGGGGAAACAACUUUUCAAUAAGAACAAGACCUGGAAACCUAACUAGGCCCGAGAUGUUGACAAUGGUUGAAUCAGAAGAGAUUCUCGAGGCAGUUGAUGAGUUCUACACAUCCAUAGUAAUUCCUCAGGUUACCAAAUUCUUGGACCCAUCAGCGUCUCCUUGGAGGGAAUGGGUUGAGAACUUGGAUCAUAACACACGAAUUCCGGAUGCUCAGUUAGAUGAAGUCAGGAUUGCUUGGAACACGUGGAAGGAAAAUUAUGAAAGCAGAACAAAUGUUACAUCAGUGACAAACGAACGAGCCAGGGAAUUUGCUGCAAUAUAGUCAAAGUCUAUUCCCAUCAUUGGUGCAAUCUGAGAAACUUGGCGAUUGCUUCAGUAUAGGCCUCCGGCGCAUCGAAACUAUGACAAAGAGAAUCGACAGAGCUUGCAUGUUGAUCAAUGAUUGAAGAAAAAGGUAAGAAACUGAGGCAUUUGUUGUUAGAGAGUAUAACCCAGAUCCAAGAUGAAAAAAAUAAAAUAAAAUCAGCAGGUGUCACUUGUCAGCAUCUGAUUCGGCUUGCUAGUAGCAGGAGCGCAUUUAUCUUGUAUGCUUUUUCUUCAUUAUUGUCACAACUCACAUGCUUAAAACUGCCAUUUUAUUUUCUUGUUCCCGACAUAUAUUGGCAGCAAAUGUCUGCUCAGAGCAAUUUGCAAUAAUU
Morus notabilis is the source of this 1421-nucleotide messenger RNA. Its product is annotated as putative tRNA pseudouridine synthase. Gene Ontology annotation, molecular function: pseudouridine synthase activity; RNA binding. Lineage: Eukaryota; Viridiplantae; Streptophyta; Magnoliopsida; Rosales; Moraceae. The annotation marks the transcript as partial. The transcript is spliced from 4 exons. The record is from RefSeq and is a predicted model, not a curated record. Gene Ontology annotation, cellular component: nucleus. Gene Ontology annotation, biological process: tRNA pseudouridine synthesis; mRNA pseudouridine synthesis.